Molecule: messenger RNA, 6607 nt
Organism: Astyanax mexicanus (Mexican tetra)
Lineage: Eukaryota; Metazoa; Chordata; Actinopteri; Characiformes; Acestrorhamphidae
Gene: tlcd2
Product: TLC domain containing 2
Exons: 4
Coding region: 372-1142 (256 amino acids)
Biological process (GO): regulation of membrane lipid distribution; plasma membrane organization; membrane assembly
Cellular component (GO): plasma membrane
Source: RefSeq, a predicted model, not a curated record
GACGGCUGGGCGGGACUCGCUAUAGUGAAGGGGGAAAAGUUACACAAGCAUUUCAGUUUUCUAUAACACACCGUACACACACUCCACACACACUUCUCUUACACACACUCCACUCACACUUCUCCCGCCCUUCACACACUUAUCCCAGUGAGUGUUUGAGCUCCUCAGAAGUUGAGAGGAUCAGAUUUGUGUGUGUUUUCUAAGAGAAGCUCUUCUACAGCGUGUUAUCUUUCACCCGGCGUGGAGAACAGCCUCAGCGGAAUGGAAGCGCGCGCGCGGUGAUGUUUGGAAGGUGAAGUAAACACACAGAGAGAAGAAGCGUCGAGCGCGCGCGGGUCUGAGCGGAGGGAAACAGAACAGAAAUCAGCAGCAUGGAGCUGCACGCGGUGCUCCUCACCGCCGGCGCGUCCGUGGGCUUUUUCAGAGCGGCAAACUACGGCUUCAGCAAGCUCCCAGUCCCGGAGACAGCCCAGAGGAACACGUGGAAGUGGAGGAACAUCUGCACCUCCUUCAUUCACAGCCUCAUCACCGGAGUAUGGGCUGUGCUGUGUUUCUACAUGCAUCCUCAGAUGGCUGAGGAUUUGAUAGAGACUCACUCUGUCUUCUCCCAUGCGUUGGUGUCUGUAUCUAUCGGAUACUUUAUAUAUGACUUCCUUGACAUGGUUCUCAAUCAGAAGAUCUACCAGUCGUGGGAGCUCCUUUUUCAUCAUGUGGUGGUGAUCACCUGUUUCGGGCUGUCGGUGCUUACGUGCCGCUACAUAGGCUUUGCGGUGGUGGCUCUGCUGGUGGAGAUCAACUCCAUCUUCCUGCACCUGCGGCAGAUGCUGCGCAUGGCCAACGUGUCCAAGAGCACGUUCUACAGGGUGAACAGCAUGAUCAACCUGGGCACGUACGUGGUGUUCCGCAUCAACACGCUGGCCUGGAUGACCCGCUGGCUGGUGCUGAACCGUGACCUCAUCCCACUGCUCAGUUACACGGUGGGCAGCGUGGGCCUGGCCAUCAUGACCGUCAUGAAUAUUGUGCUGUUCUACCGCCUGCUGCGCACCGACUUCCUAAAGUCCAGCCGUGAGAAGGAGGUCAAGAAGGAGAAGGAGAAAGACAAGGAGAAAGACAAGGAGAAGGAAAAGGAGAAGGAGAUGUAAAAGGUGGCGAGAGAGCACUAACGCUCAUUUUUGACCUCCAAAUAACAUGCAAACACACCAUUCUUUGCCUUUCAGAUGACAACCUUUGAUGCAGUUCAUAAAAUGUGAUUGUCUGAUCUGGUCUGUGGGUUUUCUUCACCCUGAACUGAUUUAAUGAUGUCGUUUAGAUUGUAUAGUAUGAUUGAAAGAUCUGCCAUAGUUGCAGAUGUUUGGACCCUGUUUAUUACACCUGGUCACUUGAAUAUCAGGAUUGAAAAAAAAAAUCAAGAAACAAAAGUGUAACUAAGUGUAAAUGCAUCUAAAUCUUAUCAGGAUACAAUUCAGAAACUAGUCACAUGGUGUGACCAGGUGUAAAAGGAAUCUUAGAUCACUCCUAAGAUGAUCAUGUUUGUACUGACAAAACAAGAAUGUAUUACACCCAGAUUUUAAACAAACUUAAGAAAGCUAAGUUAUUGCUAUUAGCCCAUGUUUAGUUCAAAAUAUAAAAAUGAACUAGUAAGAAGUAAUACUGUCUGUUUUUCAGUUUAAUGUCGUCAAAUUUAUAGCAUAUUAUUCAUAUUAUGACAAUAAUAUUAAAGCAUAUCUUUGUACUUAGUAAAAGAACAGUGACAUUACCAGAUGAUGCUACCAGUGCUGGAAGGGUGAAGGAUAAGUUUAGCUUGCUCCGCGGCAUGUUUUCCAACUGAUGCUUAUUCAGUGCCAUUGGACAGCCGAACAAACACUUGAAGUAAAAUAACAACUGGCAAUUCUGUUACCCCAGCUAAUACAUGCAAAUAACAAAAAGGAGUGAGUGAGUGGAGUGAGGUCAAUGGGUCACUGUGAUUUCUGUUCUUUUUUUAAGUACAAGAAAAUGAUCAUCUCUAAUAUUUAACCAUAUAAACUUAUGCUACUGAUGUGACACAUGAGAAAUAGGUUAGGUUGAAAAACACUGAGUACUGGCUUAGUACUCAAAAGAAUAGUAAUAAUAAUAUGUAGUACACACUCGCUGAGCUCUUUAUGAGGAACACCUGUACACUCAUGCAUGCAUUGUCCAAUCAGAGCAAUGCAUAAAAUGCAGAUCACGUCAAACCUUAAUAUACAUGGGCAACAACUGCAGACGACCAUAUCGAGUUUACUGUUCUGUAAGCCAAGAACAGACACUGAGGCUGCAAUGGGCACAGACUCGCCAACACUGGAGAGUAAAGACUGGAAAAUAGAAUUUGGUGCCUACAGCUGGUAUGCAUGAACCCAACACAUUGGGUGUCAACAGUUUAGGCUGAUGUAUGGGGUGCAAAUGGUGUAAAGAAAACAGAGGUCUUUUUCAGUGCAAUUCUUCAGAUCAGUUAGUAGAUCUAGAUCCAGUCUAACUUUGGGAUGUGGUAGAAUAUUAAAGUGCUCCUAAAAUGAAAUAUGCAGUAAUUGCAAUAUGCAGUCAUGUCAAUAUGACAUGGAAUCUAGGGGUGGGCGAUAUGGCUCUAAAAUAAUAUCACGAUAUUUCAGGGUAUUUUUGCGAUAACGAUAUACUUGCCGAUAUAAGAAAACUAAAAUAAUACAUUCAUUUCAGGAAUAUAGUAUAACAGAAUAAUAAUAAUGCAGCAAAUCAUAUUGGAGAAUAUUUAGUUCAUGCAUAUAAACUGCAAACUAAAACAAUUAUACAAUAAAUACACUUAAAGCUUCACAGUAAAUAAUAGACUACUUUUAAGACAGAACAGCCCUAUUAUCACGAUAUGGAUUUUUAAUAUCAUGAAAUUUUUGUGUCACGAUAUAUUGUAUACGAUAUAAUAUUGCCCACCCCUAAUGGAAUCCAUUCUACCUUAAAUUAAUGAUGAUUUAUGAUUUUGAGAAUUUGAAAUAGUAUGGUCUUCCUAAUGUAGUGCUCAGUGAGUGAAACUAAUUGCAUGCAUUUCUAAAAAAUUAACUGCAUGCAUUUGUUUAUCUUGAAUUACUGGGAGCCUAAGCAAGGCCUCAUCUUCAGUCUUUUGAACACCUACACCUGCUACCUCAAACAUGUGUAGCAGUUAGUCUGUUUCUAACCUAGAGUGUGUUCAGCCUCCUGAACCUGCCACUAAAUCUGACAGAUUUUGACAGUGCCGGGUGUUUUAUUGAAACUGUAGAAAGUAGAACUGUAGAAACCAACCAAAUUAAGCUAUACUUAAAGCAUGCAUCUUAUUAGGCAAAGGUAUGAUCAAGCCUGGCUGUUUCAGCAUGACUACAGUCCUCCUUUUCCAAUAUCUGCUAUCUGCAGAGCAAUCAGUCUCAGCUGACUGGCUGUUAAACAGUUAUUUUUUGUACUCCAAAUGUGAAUGUUAGGUUUUAAACACUUCUGUAACACUUUAAACAGUUGAGCUCAUCUUCUGCAUUAUGAAAAAUAAAUAAAAUAUCACUGGUAAAAAAGGAGAACAGUUACCUUCCAAAACAGUGAUACAUACUUGUUAUUAGAUGUAUUAAAUGUUGCAUUCAAGCUUUGCUGGACCCAACACUGUGAUGCAUUUCUAAGUGCUGCAGCAAGGGUCUCAAACUACCAGUCUGAGGUCCAUAUUAACCUUUAAAAUGCGUCCUUUAAUAUAGUCUGUUCAUCUGAUCACCAGUUUAGGCCUAAAAACCUGAUUUGCAGUAAAUAUUCAAGCAGGUUUGCAGUACGUUUGCAAGUUUUGAUAUGUAUAUGUGCUACACUUUUAGAAAAAAAAGUGUUCUUUUACUUCUGCUUAACCAUGCCAAGAUCCAUUUCAGCUAUAAGGUGAAAUAAGCUGGUUCUUUGAGUUGAUACAGCAUUUAAAGGAUAUAGGUUGAGACAUGACCCCAAACAUUUAUGAGGUAGAUAAACUGCAGUUCAUUAAAUGUUCAAACAAGUAAUUGUACAUAUAAAUGGUUAUAAUUGGUUGUCAUGACAUUACAACACAAUGAAUGUACAGAAAACUGAAGUUGUGAACCUUUAAUUCUCUUAGUUCAAAACAGGCCUUUAAAAAUAGAUAAAAAAAACUUUCCUCAGAUCAUUUGUUUUAGUUUGAGACCCCUAUUUUGUGUUACAGCUGGGUUUAAAGCCUCAACGUCUGUAUGGGCAGUAUGAGUGAGGGAUCUAUAUCUAAAUGCCUGAGUUCUGCAGGGGAAAAGAGACCCCUCUCUUCCUCACAGCACUGACUGACAGUGUGUGGCAUGUCUAAAGUGUUGAUGGCUGACUGACAGUUGCAUCACUCCUCAGCAGAAUGAAGACUUUGCUGUUUUGCUCCUGUAGGUGGCACUGCAUGCAUGGGUUAAAACAAUGACCUCAUCAGUUCUGGAAGCAGCUGUGUAAAACCAUACCAAUCUUGCCUAAUGUGUGGUGAACAUUUUACAAUGAAGUUUUCUACGUUUAUGUUUCGUAAGCACAUUUUGUAUAUUUAUAUUUAUUUUUACUUUAAUAGUGUGACUGACAUCUGCCGAUUAACAUCAAAUUUCCCUGUUUUUGGAAUUGUGAAUAUGGUGAAAGAUAUAACAUCAGUGAAAGUGUAAUAUUAUCUUCAUUUAAAAAAAUUGUGAUGUAAAAAUGAGUGGUUCGGUUUUCUGUAAACUAGAGACCAUUAAGAAUGGUUUAUGCUUUUUUGAUGCUCCCCUCCUCCAGUUUGGUGGAGAACAUAUUGAGCGUGUAGCUUGAACCCUAAGUUCAAACCUGUCAGGCAUUGACUGGUCACUAAAGUUCAUGCUGGCCUUCUCAGGGUUCUGAGGAGUUGACACAUACACUGUAACCACAUGUAGCAUACCGAUAUGUGCCACACACUUAUUCAUCUUGAAAGCACUGUAAUCAUACUGAAAGCUGAUUUUAUUUGUUAAAUGGUAGCUAGAGUGGCUAUACUGGGGGCUACAGAACUAUGGCUGACUGUAAAUGAAUAUUUUGGCCAAAGGAAAUUAAUAAUAGAAAAGUAAAGCAGUUCUUUAGUGUUCAAAUUGUUGUUAUUCUUAUAUUUAUAAUGUACACUGUGCAAACAUUUUAGACGUGGAACAUUUAGACAUGUGGAAAUGGCAGGUAAAGCUAUUUAUCUGAACUGGGUUUCUCAGAAGCUUCUUAGCAUAAUGAUGAUUCUGCAUCAUCAUUAUGCUGAUGAGUUUGCAUCAACCUGUGCACUCUCUAGGAUGUUUCUACAGUAUGUCAAAUUAUUUAAAGCAAAAAGUUGUUAAAGAGUGGUUAAACUUUUAGAACCAAUGGUGAUUCUUGGCUUUUUUUUGCUCACUUGUAUAACUUAGGAAUAAAUCAGCCAGUUUGCACCAAUUAGUAAUUGUCUAAAUAAAUUAAAUUAAAAAAGCCACAAAGCAAUAGCAACUUCAGUUUUAGAUUAUAUGAUAAGACCCAGUUGGUAUAAAUUAAUAAAGAUGCAUAAAUACAUUUUUCAAAAGCAUAAAAACACAUUUUGCCAGUUUGUUUGCCAGAGUUUUGUGGUGUUUUAUCUAUGUCAGAGCUGUUCAACUCAGAUAUAAAUCACUUGCAUAUGUGUCCUUAGAUUGGAUUCAUAUCCAAUUCAUUAAGAUUCAGCAUGAAUGUUAACAGUUAGAUUAGAUUUCUUAAAUCUUUUAGCUGUAUGCAUGGGCUUAGUGCUGCCGUCAUCACCCAGAACCAAUAAUUAUGAGGCAAUGUUCAUAAAUAUAUAAAUAUGAGCAUGUGUGUCGUUUCAGGGACAGAUAUGUUCACAUUACAGACUGAUAUAGGUCACUUACUCAUUUAUGAAUGUGAACGGGCUAGAAUUGAUUAAUGAGGUUUGUAAUGUGAACAUUACCUUUGUGCAUAAUAACUGCAAUUACUUUUUAAUUAGGUUUUUACAGGGCAGAGAUAAUGAGGCUGCAAACACGUUGCUUAUUCUAAUAUAUAGCAAAUGGAGCCACAUAAUAUUCUUCAACUGCUAGUAAUAUAAUAAUAAUAAUAUGCUAAUAUCUUUGCUUAUAUAUUAUUUAAUUCUCUGCCUUUUAAAAAGCCAUCUUACUGAUAAAGAGCAUUCAGUGCACAAACAAAUCAUUUUAAAAACUCUGGAAACUGGAAAAAUAGUUUUUUUGAGGAUAUCAGUUGGACUACUCCUGUUAAAUGAAUAUUCAUCAUUCAUAUACUGUAUAGUUGGGAAAUUUUAUUUUGGUGGACAAUGAACUGUCAUUUUAUUCACUUUGUUUUAUUUUUAGAAUUUAAUAUUUCAUUUGAUUAUAAGAAGUGCAAUUCUGUGUUGUGUGGUGAAACGUGUGCUGUGGUUAUGUGGUGAAUGAUACUGUCACAGUCUCCAAAACCAUCAAUGAAAUAAUUGUUUACUCUGUGUACUUGAUUGGGAAAAUGUCAUUCAUCAGUUAGUAUAUUAGUCAGUAGUCUCCCUCUUCAGUCAGAUGUUAAGUAUGAUUGUGUUUAAAUUGUACAUAAUUAUAAUUAUUUUAUUGUUUUGUUUGUAUGAAUUAUUGCGUUUUAUUAAUAAACGUCCAAUUUAUAUAUUUCGGUUUUUACUGUUAAAUGUGAAAAUAAACUGUUAUUAAUACGUGAA